AUGCUGCGAGCUGUCUGUGAGGUUAGCGAUGCGAGCGGAACGUACGGCCUGACAUCAAUGUGCACCUUCGCGGACCGCAUCAUGAAGUUGGUGGAAGAGGAGCAGAAGCUGACCAAGACUUCCCAGACGGAGACACCUGUCGUCUUGUGGAUCACUGAGGUCUUCAAGGAUGACACGCAGAUCAUGACAACCAAAAGCGGCCUCGUCGCCGCCCUUUCAGCGGCCCCGCCGCCUCCUCUCGCCAGCCCCGCCGCCUCCUCUCCGCGGCCCCGCCGCCUCCUCUCGGCGGCCCCGCCGCCUCCUCUCCGCGCCCCCGCCGCCUUCUCUCGGCGGCCUAGCCGCCUCCUCUCAGCGGCCCCGGACGCCGCCCUCUCAGCGGCCCUUGCGCCACCUCCUUUGCGGCCCCGCCGAGCCGCCCAGCAGCAGAGCCGCCGAGCUGCCCAGCAGCCGAGCCCCCGAGCCGCCCAGCCGUCGAGCCGCCCAGCAGCCGAGCCGCCCAGCCACCGAGCCGCCCAGCCGCCGAGCCGCCCAGCAGCCAAGCCGCUGAGCCGCCCAGCGCCCGAGCCGCCGAGCCGCCCUGCAGCCGAGCCGCCGAGCCGCCCAGCAGCCGAGCCGCCGAGCCGCCGAGCAGCCGAGCCGCCGAGACGCCCAGCAGCCGAGCCGCCGAGCCGCCCAACAGCCGAGCCGCCAAGCCGCCCAGCUGCCAGGCCGCCUACCGCCCAGGUGCCGAGCCGCCGAGUCGCCCUGCAGCCGAGCCGCCCGAGCCGCCCUGUCUGGGCGGACGGACUCUCUCUCUUUGACCUCACCUCUGGUGCCUCUCCUGCCCCUGCUGCUGAUGCUGACGCCACUGUCCGCUCACAGUGGGCCACGCGCGAUGCUGCUGCACGUCUUGGUGUGCGUCACCACCUGCCUACCUCUGAGCGUGCGCAAUUUGGCCAGUACAAGAGUGCUCAGACCUUGUACGACGCUGUAGUUGCACGCUACUCCUCCUCUGCCACUGCUGCUCUGAGCCGCCUCAUGCUACCGUACCUCUUCCCUGACCUUGCUACCUUUCCUACAGUCGCUGACCUCAUUACGCACCUCCGCACUAGUGACACUCGCUACCGCGCUGCGCUUCCUGCUGAGUUCUGCGCCAAGAACCCCCCCCCCAUGUACAUCACUCUCUAUUAUAUAGUCACCCGCCUCCCUGACUCCCUUUGCGUAGUCAGGUACCACUUUCUCUCAGUCUGUCCCACCACUCUCACUGUUGACCUCCUCGAGAAGUCCCUCCUAGCAGCGGAGAAGAGCAUAGUCGUUGUAGGAGCCUCUCGUGGUGACCCGCGCACCCCCAUCUUUGAGGGGUGUUCCCCCUCCCCCCUUUUGCCCUCUGUUGCCUCUGCUGCUGCGGCCGACCUCGUUGGGCUUGAGUCGGUCGGUGCGGCGUCUACCCCUAGUGGGAGACGCCGCUCUAGCAAGGGCAAGGGGGGCAGGGGCGCUGGAGGAGCUAGCGGGGGCGGUGGAGGCGGCGGUGGAGGCGGCGGAGGGAGUGGGGGUGGCGGUGGGGGUGGUGGCGGGGGUGGAGGUGUCGGUGGCGGCAGUGGAGGCGGAGGCGGCGGCGGUGGCGGUGGGAGUGGAGGUGGUGGAGGUGGCGGAGGUGGAGGAGGCGGUGGCGGAGGAGGAGGAGGUCGUGUCUCUUCGCAGAGGAGUGGCUCCGGUGGUGGUCAGCACCAGCAGCAGCAGCGCAGUCGGGAGACCCUGUCCCCUCAGCAGCUCCGUGAGUGGUACGCUGCACGCCAGCGGGGUGGGGGUACUGGUCCAUGCACCUACGUCCUGCGCAUCGGCGACCGUGCGGGUGAGUAG
Molecule: messenger RNA, 1839 nt
Organism: Closterium sp. NIES-65
Lineage: Eukaryota; Viridiplantae; Streptophyta; Zygnematophyceae; Desmidiales; Closteriaceae
Source: the annotation of a GenBank genome assembly